Molecule: messenger RNA, 5832 nt
Organism: Chelonia mydas (Green sea turtle)
Lineage: Eukaryota; Metazoa; Chordata; Testudines; Cheloniidae
Gene: PPM1J
Product: protein phosphatase, Mg2+/Mn2+ dependent 1J
Exons: 10
Coding region: 2983-4275 (430 amino acids)
Biological process (GO): protein dephosphorylation
Molecular function (GO): protein serine/threonine phosphatase activity
Source: RefSeq, a predicted model, not a curated record
CUUCCUGCAGCUCAGCGCCGAGGAGCUGCGGCGGGCGGGCGAUCACGCGGGCAGAGCCGUGCAGAGCCCCCGGGAGACCCGCCGCCGCCUGCCCUGGAGCACCGGCUACGCCGAGGGUCUCGCCUUGUGCAGACAGCAGCCCUUCGCCUUGCUCCCAUCUGCUCCACACGGGGAAAGCAGAGCCAAGCAUGCAGCAGUGUUUAACUCUCCCAGGGCGCUCACCUUCCCCUGCCGUGGCCACCCUGUGCAGUCACUGUGUGGUGCUUAGCAUCUCCAGAGCCUGUCGCAGGUCAGAGCCAGACAUUUAGCUGGAGGCACCGUUCUGCAGAAGCUGCAGACACUUACGCACAUGAGUAAUCGGUGAGUGAAGUGAGUCUGAGCACAGAAACAUGAGUGAACAGGGAAGCCUGUUUGCAGGAUCACAACUAUGUUGUGGCCAGCUUCCCUCCUGCCGUUAACCGGAGGAUUUUAUAUUUCUAGAGCCCUGGUGUGUAAACUGUACAAUGAAUGGCUGCACAUCGUUCGGAGGUACAAUUGCCAUAGUGCCGACAGGCCCCAUAGUGCUGGGGGCUCUGUGCUCACAGACUGAAAAGGGGAUUCCUCUCCCAGAGAGUCUACAAUGUGGGAGUUUCAUUUUUAGCAGUAUUUUUUGUAUUAGCUGAGCUGGAGUAAGGCAGAGGUCCGUACUGCCUUAGAGAUGCCUGUCCACUUUCCUUUCCUCCCCUGCAGUUUCGAACCUGUGGUAUAACUAAAGGGAAGCUCUGUUUGUUCUCAUUCCAUCACCAGUCCACGGAGGUUCCCUAAGGUCUUUUGACACCCUGUCCCUGCAGGGCAGCAAAGGUUACUGGGGCUCAGCCCUGAGAUAAUGUCUGCUGUAAGUAUCAUCAUCUAGUUGGCCAAGGGUCAAGUGCUGACUCUGGUUCCAUUUGGUGCCGGUCCUGGAAGGCACAAGUUAUGUUUUCCUUUUAAAUGGAUUAUUAUUGGCUUACCUGUGUACCUGCGUAGGUGAAACAAAUACCUUCUGCAGGGCAGCAAACCUGAUCGGCCAGUGCCUGCUGCCCUCCCACUGAAUAGUGUCUUUAGCCCCAGACCUACAAAGACUUACCUGUUAGCUUAACUUUCUGCAGGUGAGCAGUCACAUUGGCCAUAGUGGGAUGACUUGCAGAGUACGGUGUUAUUCAAUGUGAAUAAGGGUGUUGGAACCUGGCCCGAAGAAAAGUCAAACGUAGAUUUGAGAGGAGCCGGGCUGUGCUGUUUGGGCUUUUGUUUUGCCCUUCCGUCGGCUGGAUAUAUACCCCUGCUAUUGCGGUAUCCAAGUGCCUCACAAUCUUUCACGUGUUUUCUGGAUGUAGCUCACACUAUCCUUUUCACAGAUGGGGAACUGAGGCUCAGAGCGACUGAGCUUCCCAAGAUCACAGAGGAGCAGGGACUUGAACCUUGCUCCUGGGAAGAGGCAGCUUCACACUUCCUCUUUAAAGACCUGCUCCUGACAUGCUCGUUGGGAGCAGGAGAGGCCCCAUAAGCUAACUUGGUGUAUUACCUGGCCCAUUUCCAGAGAUGUGAGGCCAGUCAAGUCACUUCAGCUCCUUGGGAGGGGCAGAAGGGACCCUCCCGCAGCCUGGCCUUUUUUUGGCUUUGUCACCUCCAUCCUGUAGCCGGCCCUGAGACUUCUGAAAUGCCAACCAUGAAGUGGGUAAAAACUAGACUUAAUGGGGAAUUCUUUGCAAAGGCCUCCUCUUAAGGUGGGAGAGAGGCCGGGAGGAGGUGUAUCUUACUUGUGACAAGGACCUUAGACAAUCAGGGGUUCAUUUCAGUGUGUCUUUGGUCUGGUGCCUGCUCUGCUGCUUUUCACAGUGGUACGUGCUGUCAGGGCUAGUUUUCUGGAUCUGGAUUUUCCAAGCACUCCCUAUUUUCCUUUCUCUCCUGGCAGCGCUGCACACAGCUCUGUGAUUGUCCUUCAAUAACAAAUAUUGUCAGAAACAUCACUUCCCUGUAGGGUAUUACAGUGAAACCUACCUUCAAGUGACCACCCCAGGGACAAGCAAAGAUCUGUCAUCUAGUAGAAAUUUGUCUUUAAUUAAAGAGCGGGGAAAAAUUUACUGGAAAUCUUGGAGAAGCGGUAAGAUAUUUUUAUAAGAUGAUAUAUUGCAGAGGUGGCCCCUGGUGGUGCUGUUUCACUAUAAUAAACAGCAGUCACUGUCUCGGACUUUGGCAUUAUUAGAGUUCUGAAAUGACCAUCUUUCUCAUUUGUUUACACACAGUUGGGCUUUUUUUGCUCACAAUUUGUGAUGGGAACAAGCCAAAGCUUGGAUGGGUUUUUCUGGGUUUCUUUCCAACUUCUGAACUCUUUGAAAUGUCACUUGCUCCAGUGCGGUAAUGGGAAUAGAAAACCCUGCACUUGAGUUCUCAGAAGUAGGAACCUUUCAGAGUAUUAGAGGAACUCGUUAAAAGCACCCUUAAGUUUAGCUCUGACUGCUUCUCCAUGUGACACCAUUCCUUCCCUAUAAACCACUUGAAGAGCUGCUGCCCAAAGAGCGCUUCUUGUUUUGCAUAUCUACAACUUCCUCCCACAAAGCAGGUUUUGCAAUCGAGAUCUGAAAUUUGCUUAGCAAGGGGGGAUUGAUUAGUUAAUGUCACUCUGUUUGCAAAAGUUUCUGCUGGUACAUCUUGCCUGCCCACUUCUGCUUAAGCAAACCAGGCUUUCUGUGGGGCACUGAGGAUUUUGGCACAUACUGGAACGUGACCUCACCCAUUAGCGGAGGACCUGUGGCUGCAAGACUUGGUAUCUGUAUCUUGCACGACUGCAACCAGGGCUUUAGCAGGUUCUGAGUCAGAAGCUUUGUGAGGAAGGAACAGCCUGCCACGUGAGCUAGCUGGUCUCGGUGGGCAGUUGUUCUCUGCAUGCUGUAAACCAGGGCGAGUGAAGGACUGGCUGGCGCUUGCCGUGUCUCUCUGCAGUCACAGAGUGAAAUCCACUGAUAAAUGGAGUGUUCGCCCCAAAUCAUUGUCUCUUUCAUCUCUUUCCGUCCCCCUAGGGUGAUAAAUGCUGGGAAGAGCCAGCACAAUGAGGAUCAAGCCUGCUGUGAGGUGGUGCUGGUGGACAGGCGAUGCAGUCCGAGGUGUAACCCAGCUCCCAAGGGAUGCACAGGGGAAGCGGAGGGGGGUAGGGAGGGCCUUUGCUUCCACUACUGGGGCUUGUUUGACGGCCACGCUGGCAGUGGUGCCGCUGUCAUGGCAUCCAAGCUGCUUCACCUUCACAUCUGCGACCAGCUCAGGGACCUGGUGGAUAUCCUACAGGACUCUUCCCCUCCCCCACUCUGCCUUCCGAGCGAUUCCCAGGGGCUCCCGGCUGAGCGGAACCGGGCCCCCCUUGCAGAAGCAGAUGCAGAGCUCCCCAACGAUGCCCUGCCCCGAUUCCACCUGGAGAAGGCAGUCUCUUGUGAAAGCCUGGUGAUUGGUGCGAUCGAGAACGCCUUCAAGCGGAUGGACGAGCAGAUCGAGCGGGAGCAGACGACCCGGCUCGUGGCGGGAGGCUGCUGCGUCCUAGCCGUGGUUUACCUCCUGGGGAAAGUCUACGUGGCAAACGCAGGUGACAGUAGGGCCAUUAUCAUCCGUAACGGGGAAAUCAUCCCAAUGUCCAGGGAAUUUACUCCCGAAACAGAGAGGCAGAGGCUACAGGUUUUAGGGUUUUUGAGACCUGAGCUGCUGGGGAAUGAGUUCACGCACCUCGAGUUUCCACGGAGAAUUCAGCACAAGGAGCUGGGGAAGAAGAUGCUGUACAGAGACCAGAACAUGAAUGGCUGGGCCUAUAAAAGGAUAGAAGAGGAUGACCUGAAGUUUCCGCUUAUCUACGGAGAAGGUAAAAAGGCACGGGUGAUGGCGACAAUUGGGGUCACGCGGGGCUUAGGAGACCACGACCUCAAGGUGUACAACUCCAAUAUCUACAUCAAGCCUUUCCUCUCCUGUGUCCCUGAGGUCAGAGUUUACGACCUGACGCAGUAUGAACACUGCCCUGACGACGUGCUGGUCCUGGCCACCGAUGGGCUCUGGGACGUGACCAGUGACCGGGAGGUGGCUGACGUGGUCACGGAAGUGCUGAUGGGCUACGAGCCGAACGACCCCUGCAGGUACACCAUGGCGGCCUGUGAGCUGGUGGUGAGGUCCAGGGGGGUGCUGAAGGAGCGAGGCUGGCGGCUGGCCAACGACAAGCUGGGUUCUGGAGACGACAUCUCCGUCUUCGUGAUUCCUCUGGGCGGCCCCGGCAAUUACACGUGAGGCCAAGCUGCCCCGGGGCGCAGCAUGCUACAGUCGGCGUGGGACCAGGACCUGGGGUGGGGGGCACAGGGGCUGCCUGACCAGCUUCCGGCCUCUCCGACAAGAGGAGUAAGAAACCCUGGAACCCCAGCCUCCCCCCGCGCCCCCCUCUCCGCCUGCUGCUUCCCUGCCACUGGGCAGAGCCUAGAGCCGUAGCAGCUAGUGAUAGAAAAGCCAUCUGGGGCCCUCGGGGUGGGGAGAUCAAGGCAGGACUGUGUGGAUGCCAGCACCCAUAGCCAACCCUACCUGACCUGGUCCCUGCGAGAGGACUCGGGGCUCAAAGUGUCCUCUGCAGGGAUGGGAGAGAGCCCCCAGGGCUGUGGUGGCUGGUUCUCGUAAUGUGAGAAUGGUGUGGAUUAGCGGGAGGAGCAUACCCGGGAGAGUGCGUGCUGCCCGCUGCAAACCCUUCCUUCUCCCACCUCGAGAUCUGCACCAUUGCAUCCCAGCUGCUGUUCCCACAUGCCUGUGUCCAGUCCUAGUGCCUAAUCGCCUGCCAGAGAGAGCACUGGGAUGGAGCCGUGCUGCGGGGGCUGUGGCUGAGCACCCUUGCCAUCUGGCCGGUCAUGCAGCCUUCAGUCCCUUACUGUGUCUUUGUUUCAGCUUUGUAACCAGGAGCAGGCGCCCAGUUACCAUGGUGAUGGGCACUAUAUAAAUACUUGGAAAUAUAUGUAAGCGGGCCUCCCAUGAGCAGGUACCGCCCCUGCUAGUCCUCUGCACCUUCCACCAGAGCUGCUUUAGCACCCUGGGCCAGUGUUGAGUUCCCAGAUGCCAACGCGGGGGAUCGGCCCAAUUAUUGUUAAUUGAAGAGCUGGUCUGAAAAUUUCCAAAUUCAAAUUUAAAUGAAAACCACUGGGAUGAAACGUCCACAAAACUUUCAUCCCAUUUUCCCACCAGCUGUAAUGAAUUUGGUGCUUAGUUCUAUUCAAAAUACAGACCAGGCCUGCCCCAAAGACCUUGCAAUUUAAAUAUGCUGCAUCCAUGUGCUUAGCUGAGAGCCAAGGAUAAUUAAUAAGCUGUGUGUUUCUCUAAAAAAAGCAAAUCACCUUCUUUCCUGUAUUAAUCUCAGAGCCGUGACCAGCUCUAUUCUGAUUGGAGCUGGGGCUCUGCCCUGCCCUGCGGAAUGCUUGAUUUAGUAAAAGCAACACGUUCUGCAAACCUCUGAUCUGGGACAUGAAUCUUCUGGGUCUCCUCAGAGUGUGAUGAAGGGGUGUAUCUAUAAAAGGUUGUCCCAGGGUAAAAAUGGGGCAAAUUCCCUCUGUUUCUGAAGCACACUUUGACUUUGACUAUUUCUCGUGUCCUGCCGCUGCCAGGAGCACGAAGCACUAUCGUGAUGUGUCACCUUCUGAUGAACGUUGUUUGUAACUCGUAAUUUGUGAGAUGUAAAUAAACUGGGUACACCUAGUUGGAACUAAAAGGCAUCCAGGGAGUGUUUAAUCUAUUGACGUUUCUGUGCUGGAAGGAGAUCGUUAGAUCGCCCUGUGUAGACCUGUGUUUUUAAAUAAAGAAUGCCACCAGGAA